Molecule: messenger RNA, 930 nt
Organism: Raphanus sativus (radish)
Lineage: Eukaryota; Viridiplantae; Streptophyta; Magnoliopsida; Brassicales; Brassicaceae
Exons: 1
Coding region: 1-930 (309 amino acids)
Molecular function (GO): nucleic acid binding; RNA-DNA hybrid ribonuclease activity
Source: RefSeq, a predicted model, not a curated record
AUGAGGAAAAGACAUAUGGCAAAGGAAGCUCAGUGUGCUCGGUGUAAUUCUGGAACAGAAUCUAUCAACAAUGUUCUAUUUCAGUGUCCGCUAGCAAGAUUGGUAUGGGCUCACUCUGCAAUCCCGACGCCUCAAGGUGGAAUCCUAGACAACUCCCUCUACUCUAAUUUGUUUCAUGCGCUAAAUGUGGAGAAAGAGUACCCAAAGGAUGAUGUUCAAUCGGACUUAGUCCCAUGGUUACUUUGGAGAUUAUGGAAGAGUAGAAAUGAGUUUCUGUUUCAAGGGAAAGACUAUGAGGCGAUGAGUAUUCUGCAAAAAGCGAAGGAGGAUGCAGAGGAAUGGCGUGAAAGAGCAACAUGUGAAAAAAGUGAGGUAGAAACAGAGAAGACUAGCACCCCCCUAAAGUUGAAUCCAAAGCAGGUUUGGAAACCUUCCCCACCCACUUGGCUUAAAUGCAAUUCUGAUGGAGCUUGGCACAAGGAUAGAGCAAACUGUGGCCUGGGAUGGAUAUGCAAAAAUAAUAAAGGGAAGCUAAUAUGGGCAGGUGCAAGAGCAGUACCAAGGCUUGGGUCAUGUAUUGAGACAGAGGCAGAGGCUUUAAAAUGGGCAGCAGAGACGGUGGUGAGGUUUGGUUACAUCAAAGUGAUCUUCGAGUCCGAUUCUUUGAACCUUAUUAAGAUGCUAAAUGGCGAGGAUCAGUUCUGGCCCAUUCUCCAGCCGACACUGCAGGCAAUCUACCAGCUGCUGUCUCAAAUUCCUGAAGUUCUACUAAGGUUCAAUCCAAGAGGUGCAAACAAGGCUGCUGACAGGAUAGCAAAGGAGACUUUUACAUUUAUGUCUAAUGUCCCUAAGUUAUAUUCUGUAGAGCCAAAUUGGUUAAAAUAUCAUGUGAGGAAUAACAUUUCUUUGUAUGGUGAACCAGAUGGUUAA